Molecule: messenger RNA, 4270 nt
Organism: Struthio camelus australis
Lineage: Eukaryota; Metazoa; Chordata; Aves; Struthioniformes; Struthionidae
Source: RefSeq, a predicted model, not a curated record
CUUGAUAAUGGCAAUAAUAAAAUGGCGAUCCAGCAAGCAGAUAAAUUGCUCAAAAAACACAAGGAUCUUCACUGUGCAAAGGUUCUAAAAGCAAUUGGCUUGCAGAGAACAGGGAAGCAAGAUGAAGCAUAUACUCUGGCACAAGAAGUAGCAGCGCUUGAACCCACAGAUGACAAUUCCUUGCAAGCACUAACUAUUCUAUAUCGGGAAAUGCAUAGACCGGAGCUGGUAACUAAACUUUAUGAGGCAGCUGUAAAGAAGGUUCCCAACAGUGAAGAGUAUCACUCUCAUCUCUUCAUGGCCUAUGCCAGGGUGGGAGAAUACAAGAAGAUGCAACAGGCUGGAAUGGCACUUUAUAAAAUUGUACCCAAAAAUCCUUACUAUUUUUGGUCUGUGAUGAGCUUGAUUAUGCAGUCUAUUUCAGCACAGGAUGAAAACCUCUCAAAGACGAUGUUUUUGCCCCUAGCUGAAAGAAUGGUGGAAAAAAUGGUGAAAGAGGAUAAGAUCGAAGCUGAGGCUGAAGUUGAACUUUACUACAUGAUUCUGGAACGUUUGGAGAAGUAUCGGGAAGCCUUAGAUGUUGUGAGAGGAAAACUAGGAGAGAAACUGACAAGUGAGCUCCAAAGUCGAGAGAACAAAUGCAUGGCAAUGUACAAGAAGCUAUGUAGGUGGCCUGAGUGCAAUGCGCUGUCUAGAAGGCUGCUGCUGAAAAACUCAGAUGAUUGGCAGUUUUAUAUAACAUACUUUGAUUCUGUGUUUCAACUCAUUGAUGAAUCCUGGACACCUCCAUCUGAAGAAGAGCACUCUCUGGAAGGAGAGGUACACUAUUCUAUAGAGCAAGCUGUGAAAUUCAUAGAAGAGAGAAUAACAGAAGAAUCUAAGAGCUCUCGGCCACUUCGGGGACCAUAUUUAGCUAAACUGGAGCUGAUUAGACGCUUGCGACACAGAGGUUGUAAUGAUGAACAUAAACUAGGUGAUCCAGAAGAACUAAUGUUCCAGUACUUCAAAAAAUUUGGGGACAAACCCUGCUGUUUUACUGAUCUCAAAGUAUUUGUGGAUCUCCUCCCAUCCAGCCAAUAUACAAAGUUCAUCAGUCAAUUGCUGGAAGUAAUCCCUCUGUCAGCAACAGCAGAGAGUGAAAUUGCACUGCCGGAGGAUAUCAAAGCCCUGCAGCAACACUUGUGUGUGGUGCAACUCUCAAGGUUGCUUGGUAUCUAUCACGCCAUGGACAAGAAACAGAAGCCGACUGUGGUUCGGGAGUUGAUGUUAAGAUACCGCCAUGGAUUGGAGUUUGGGAAAUCUUGUUUGAAAACUGAAUUGCAGUUUUCAGAUUAUUACUGCCUGCUUGCAGUUCACCUGCUGCUUGAUCUGUGGCUAGAGGAAGGUGAAGAGACGGCUGUGUGGCAGUGCCUGACCCUCUUAGAAGAGGGGCUAUCUCAUAGUCCUUCUAAUGCUCAGUUCAAAUUGCUGCUCAUUCGAAUCUACUGCAGGCUUGGUGCAUUUGAACCCGUUGCAGAGCUGUAUUCCAGCCUUGAUGCAAAACACAUACAGCACGACACCAUCGGCUAUCUUCUGACGCGCUAUGCAGAGUCACUGGGCCAUUAUGCUGCUGCAUCCCAAUCCUGCAAUUUUGCACUCAGGUUUUUCCACUCCAACCAGAAAGAUACCUCAGAAUAUAUCAUUCAAGCCUACAAGUAUGGUGCGUUUGAGAAGAUCCCAGAAUUCAUUGCAUUUAGAAAUAGGCUGAACUCCUCCCUUCACUUUGCGCAAGUUCGCACAGAGCGGAUGUUGCUAGACCUUCUACUUGAAGCAAAUAUAUCAACCAGUUUAGAAGAAAGUAUAAAGUCCAUGAGUCUGAGCCCAGAGGAUGAUGACAUUCCGUGGAAAGAUUUGCGUGACAACAGAGACCUGACAGUCUUGUUUAAUUGGGAUCCAAAAGACAGGGACAUUUCUGAAGAACAUAGGAAACUCUCAUUGGAGGAAGAAACCCUGUGGUUGCGAAUCCGAUCUUUAACUUUAAGGCUAGUAAGUGGACUCCCAACUCUUAGUCACACUAUUCAACCAAAGAACUCUGAAAAGACUGCAGAGAACGGCGUCUCAUCCAAGAUUGAUACAAUUCGAUCUCUGCUUCAACAGCUGGAAGCGGCAGUGGAUUCAGGGAAGAAGUUUCUAGAACAAAAAAUUCAGUAUCCUGUCCUUGGCCCUCCUCCUACCCGAAUGGCUGGCUUCUUCAGUAAUGGCAGCUGUCAAUGCCAGACUAGCUUGUUUUAUCUUGUUAGUGAUAUUUAUGAACUAGAUACCAAUGGCCUAGAAGAUUCUGCAGAAGUCCAGGAGAGGAUAGGGAAUAGUUUCAAGUCUUUAUUAGAACGAUUGACAGACUUGUUCAAUAAGUGUAAAGGUGACUUGAUUGAAGUCAGAGAUGGCACCUUGAAAACUCAUCCAAACCUGUUAGAAAACUUAGUCUUCUUUGUUGAGACGAUCUCCAUCACCCUCUGGGUAUCGAGUUACUGUGACAGCGUCCUCCGACCUUUUAAAUCCAACUUGCAAAAAAAGAAGAAGAAAAAAAAAGAAAGCAGUGUAGCUAUGCCUCCUGUAUUUACGCAUUUUCUGGAUUAUGUUACUGACCUACAGACAUUAACUUCCAAUGUAAUAGAUCACAUCAAAGGGCUUGAAAUAAUUCUGACUGCGCUAAAACUUGAAGACUUGUCCCUCAAGGACGCUCUGCCUUUACAGGAAGAAAAAAAGUUUACAAAGACUGUGCAAGGGAAGGUCCAGAGCAGUUACCAUCACUCAAUUCAGGAAAUUGGAGAGCUGCUGAAAAAGAGACUUGAUACCAUUAAAAAACUAAAGAUUUAAGAAAUGCAUCUUUGGCAAAGACUCCAGGAGAGUGAUACCAGAGUCCCAGACAGAAGCACCAUCCAAUAUACCAUCACUUUAAUCCAGAACUUCCUCAUAAUGCAUGAAGGACUUAAAAUCUUAAAAAAAUUUUUUUAGGUAUUACAGAUGUAUUCAGCUGAUUUAAAUUUCUGUACAUAAACCAGAAGCAGGGACCCUCAUCAGGGUUUGACCACUUUUUAUACAUGUUCAUAAGCAUAUUACAACAGAAGAAAAUUAACUUUCUUCCCUUUUGAUCUCUAGAAACAACUGGAGAUGGUCUUUAGAAGCAGCAAUAGAAAUCCAACGUAAAGCAUAUAUCUCAAAGGAGUUGUAUUUUCAUCACCAUACAGUGUUUAUAAUUUUUUUUGUAUGUUCCUUGCCUUAGGAAUGCCGAAAUUGUAGAUGCCCACACUCAGCUGCCUCCAAUGGAAUGAGCCAGCUUUGAAGCUGCCUGUUUCAUCCACAAGCCGCCUGGUCCUACUGAAUUCAGUGUGUCGGUCUAGCGGUGAGAGGUGACUUUGCACUGGAGAAAUGCCCAGCCUUCCAGCAGCGCCUAGCCCUUGGGCGAUAGGGCUGAGUAAGCCAUGCCUAGUAGUGAUGCAGGUUCCUCUAAGGACUGAACACCAGAACUGCUGGAGGGAAGAGGUGGGUGGUGUCAGUUUACACACAGGUUGUUUUCAUGUUUGAGAAGACUGCAAACCUGCUGAAGAGCAAACUUGGCCCGUAAGCUUUUGAGAGAAAGAUGGGAAUCAAUGUUUCAGCAAAAAAGACAAAACCAGAGACCAUGUAUAUAAAAUAGCUGCAGUGAAGUCUGACACUGCAGUCUCUGAUUUCAUGUCAGUUUAAUGUAAAACAGCAAUCAUCAUGACUUUUAAAAAGUGUAUUUAGAUUAUUGAAACUUUAAGACUUAACUAUUUUAAUAGAAAUUAAAUCCUGUUGGCUUUGGUUUUUAAGUUGGCAGAGGUAACUUUUGCUUCCGCUGUGGUAUGAGGCUGAGAAUGCUUUUUGUAACUGUAUGCUUGCUUUUUGCAGUUGAUCUUUGAUUGCUCGAGUACUAGCUCCUUAGGCAUUCUGUUAGAAAGUGCAAUUGCAUCAUCUGCUCCCACUGAAUCUGCAUUUCUGCCUUUUUCCUUUCAUUUUAAAGGAGUAAUGCAGCCUGAAACUGGUGUAGGCAUAAAAGUACAUGUUGCACCUACCAUACGAGGGACAGGUCAGACUUGCACAGAUUCCUCAUCUUCUGAUUUAAAGCAGCUAUUAUCUGAAAUCUAUAUUUAAAGUUUUAAGAGAGCUGACAAUCCUACCUUUUGUCAUCUCUUCUGAAUAUGUUUUGUUAGAAAUGCUAGAAUGUUGAUGAGAGUAUUUUUUUAAAAUAAAUCCCCUGUGUAAAAUUUCA